Molecule: messenger RNA, 1183 nt
Organism: Drosophila ficusphila
Lineage: Eukaryota; Metazoa; Arthropoda; Insecta; Diptera; Drosophilidae
Product: putative nuclease HARBI1
Exons: 3
Coding region: 30-1163 (377 amino acids)
Source: RefSeq, a predicted model, not a curated record
UCACACUAAAAAAAUAUAAACAAGUGAAAAUGGAAGACUUACAAAUUUUUGAGCGGUCUCUUAAAGACUUUGAGUACCUAAAGGACUUCCAACAAUUUCCUCAUCCUAAAAGAAACGUUAAAGUGCGAGCGACUCAUUUAAAAAAGUCGCACCCUCGGUUUAAUCCCUUGACCGAUCUUAACGAAAACCAAUUUCGCAUAAAGUAUCGGUACACCAAGGAAAAUCUUCGCCGAAUAAUUGAAAUUGUACGGGAUGACCUUGAAAUCGAAUAUUAUGAGCCAUUAAAAAGGGAGCAGGUUCCAAUUGACCUGCAAAUCCUAUCCGCAAUUCGCCUAUGGGGUGGAACUGAGCACCCAAAACUGACUGCGAUGGCUCAUGGCGUAAGGUUACGGACUUUGGCGAAAAUAACACGGCGUGUUGCUUCAGUUUUGUCAUCAAAGGCGUCUCGAUAUAUAAGGAUGCCGGCUACUCUUUCCGAAAAGGAGAGAAUGAUGUGUUCAUUUCAGGCCAUUGCAAAUAUGCCGCAGGUUAUUGGGGCAUUAUUGCAGACAACUGUGAGAUUUCAACCGGAAAACACAGCACCAGAAGAUCUGGAUGAGGAAAACCCAUUUCCACCAAAGGAUGAUGAACUUCACUUGCAAAUCGUUUGCGAUGCUGCCCAUAAAAUAAGGGAUCUUGAUAUUCGACUGAUCGAAGAAAAUUCAAUGCCUUCCGAUACUGAGAUGUUUGCUCUGUCUAAAAUAAAGGAGCGCUUUGAACAAAAUGAAUUUCGCGGACGCAUUCUGCUAGGAGACGAAAUGGUCCGAUGCUCUUCAUCCCUGUUCACUCCCGUUCGUUUUCCAAAAAACGAGUCCGAGGAGCUCUACAAUCACGCCCACUCGAUCACCUAUGCAUCCGCUAGGAAAUGCCUCAACUUGCUGAUGAGUCGCUUCGGCAUUCUAAGUACCGAAAUUGCGGGCUCCUAUGGAUCGGCCAAGCAAACGAUUACGGCAUUGUCCAUUUUGCACAACAUGGCAAUGGAGUGGGCAGAUCCCAGUAUAGAUACAGAACAAAACAUUUCACCGUUUAACUCCACAUUCUUUAAUUCUAUAGGAAGAGCUUUAAAAACCGGGGAGGACAACAACAGAAAACAAUUUAUCAAAACCCAUUUUGCGUGCCAGUAAAUAGCAUACAUAACAAAACA